Sceloporus undulatus (fence lizard) is the source of this 3915-nucleotide messenger RNA. It is a transcript of the gene ATP10B, whose product is annotated as ATPase phospholipid transporting 10B (putative). NCBI's taxonomy places the organism in Eukaryota, Metazoa, Chordata, Lepidosauria, Squamata, Phrynosomatidae. Gene Ontology annotation, molecular function: ATP binding; ATPase-coupled intramembrane lipid carrier activity; magnesium ion binding. Gene Ontology annotation, cellular component: plasma membrane. The transcript has 16 exons. The record is from RefSeq and is a predicted model, not a curated record. Gene Ontology annotation, biological process: phospholipid translocation. The coding region runs from base 1 to 3330 and encodes 1109 amino acids.
AUGGCACUGUCAGUAGACUCUGCUUGGUAUCGCUGGAAGCCUCAGCGCUGGUGGUCAGUAGAAGAAAAAAUCCAGACUCAGCUAGAAUCAACACCUUUGUUGUCAUCUGGGAAAGAGAGUCAGAAAUACAACCUCAACAAAUGGAGGGUUGUAUUUCCCAGUAAUGAGAGAUUUCAGAAGGAGUCAGAGAAAGUCUCCCAAAUUUAUUCUGGAAAUUGGAUACAGACCACAAAGUACACUUUGCUGACCUUUUUACCCCGAAAUCUCUUUGAACAGUUUUACAGAUUGGCCAACGUCUAUUUCCUGUUUUUGGUUAUCAUCAACUGGUUCCCACAGUUGGAAGUCUUCCAUAAGGAGAUCACAAUGUUACCUCUGGCUGUUGUACUUUUAAUUAUUGCAGUUAAGGAUGGCAUUGAAGAUUAUAAGCGAUAUAGAUAUGAUCAGCAGAUCAACUCUUUUAAAGCCAAAACAUACAGUGUAAGCAAAAACACCUACACAGAGAAGUGCUGGAAAGAUGUGCGAGUAGGAGACUUUGUGCAGCUGCAGUGUAAUGAAAUCAUCCCUGCCGACAUCCUGCUGCUCUAUUCCUCUGAUCGGAAUGGGAUCUGUCACUUAGAGACAGCCAAUCUUGAUGGUGAGACCAAUCUGAAACAAAGACAAGUUGUGAAAGGAUUCUCCAAGCAGAACACUGAAUUUAAGCCAGAAUGUUUCCAAAAUAUAAUUGUUUGUGAAAAGCCCAACAAUGACCUCACUAGAUUUAAAGGUUAUAUGGAGCAGGCUGAUCUCACACGGAUUGGUUUUGACAUUGAAAGUCUUCUUCUUCGUGGAUGUACAAUAAGGAACACCAAAGUUGCAGUAGGAAUUGUUAUCUAUGCAGGCCAUGAAACCAAAGCCAUGUUGAAUAACAGAGGGCCUCGUUAUAAACGCAGCAAAAUAGAGCAACGCAUGAAUUUGGAUAUAUUCUUUUGUGUGGGACUGCUCUUCCUCAUGUGCCUCAUUGGAGCACUAGGUCAUGGCAUUUGGAAUGGGAAUUUUACAGAACACCCCUUGUAUGUUAUCCCAGAUGUACAAGGCAAUUAUCUUUCUCCAGCUCUUGCAGGUUUCUACAUGUUCCUGACAAUGAUCAUCCUUUUGCAGGUUUUAAUCCCUCUUUCGCUCUAUAUAUCCAUCGAGCUGGUCAAGUUGGGCCAAGUCUUCUUCAUUCACAGUGAUAUUGACUUGUAUGAUGAAGAGGAAGACAUGACCAUCCAGUGCCGAGCACUAAAUAUCACUGAAGAUCUGGGACAAAUCCAGUACAUAUUCUCUGACAAAACAGGGACACUAACAGAAAAUAAGAUGGUUUUUCGACGAUGUUCAAUUAAUGGGAAAGAAUUUUCACAUAAGGAAAAUGCCAAGCGACUGGAAACCUUCAAUGAAGUAGAUUCAGACAAUGAAGAAUGGGCAAAAUAUCUGAGUCUCCCUUCAAACAAAGGUGCAGAAAAAGUCACAACAUGGACAAAUGCAUCCAAGCCCUUGAGGAGGUGCCAAAGUGCUCGGGCUCAUUUUCAAGGGCAUACAAGAAACAGAUCUCUGGGAGCCUGGGGAAACUGUCAUUCUCAGGUGGCAUUCAGCAGUAGCAUUGAAAAGGACGUGAUCCCAGAUAAUAGGCUAUUAAUGAAAGUUAGAAACGCAUCAUGCCAACUAGAGUCAUUGACACCCUUUAUGUCUGCAAAAUCUGCUUCUUCAGUCACAGACUUUUUUCUUGCUCUGACCCUCUGCAACACUGUUGUGGUCUCCACUGCAACUGACCCAAGACAAAGGGUUACGGAUCCCUCAUUGAUGAAACCCUCGGGACUCUCCCUGGAGAGGAUUCAACACUUGUUCCAACGGCUAAAGCUGGCAAGCCUCAGCCAGUCUCUCCAAUCAACUCGGUCAAGUUCAAACUUAGGAGAGAGUUUUAACACAGAAAGUACUAGAGUAUGUGCUGAUUCUGAAAGAAAAGAUAAUUUUUCAACUCAGAGCUGCUCUACUUUAACAGAUGAUGACAGUUUUAGAAGGGAUUCAGCCAUUGAGAAUGAUUCCCUUGAGGAUUUGGACCCUUCUCUGAUGGAUGUCUGUGGUGGUCCAUUUAGUCAAGAUGUUCUGCAGCCUGACUUCUGUUAUGAAGCUGAAAGCCCAGAUGAAGCAGCUCUUGUCCAUGCAGCCCAUGCUUAUGGAUUUACGUUAGUAUCUCGGACUACUGAACAAGUGACUGUCAGGCUGCCAGAAGGUACCCUCCUGACCUUUGACCUCUUAUUUACUUUGGGAUUUGACUCCAACAGGAAGAGAAUGUCAGUGGUGGUGAGGCAUCCCAUUACCAAUGAGUUCAUUCUCUAUACCAAGGGAGCUGAUUCUGUCAUCAUGGACUUACUGAAAGACCUGCCCAAAGCUAAUAUGCCUGAUGAAAAGAGUAUGAGAAAAAUAAGAAAUCAGACACAAAAGCAUUUAGAUUUGUAUGCACAAGAAGGCCUGAGAACACUCUGCAUAGCUAAGAAGGUCUUAAGUGAAGAUGACUUUCAGAAAUGGGCCAACUUUCGUCGUGAAGCAGAAUCAGCUAUUGACAACCGAGAUGAGCUCUUAAUGGAGACAGCUCAACAUUUGGAGACUAAGCUCACUUUACUUGGAGCAACUGGGAUUGAAGAUCGGUUGCAAGAUGGGGUGCCAGAUACCAUUGCUGCUUUCAGAGAGGCUGGGAUCCAGAUGUGGGUGCUGACUGGAGAUAAACAGGAAACAGCGGUCAAUAUUGCGUAUUCCUGCAAACUUCUAAACCAAAGAGAUACUGUCUUUACCAUUAACACUGAAAGUAAGGAAACAUGUGAGUCACUGCUGGACAUCACUUUGGAAGAAGUUAAAAAAGCUCAUGCUGUUCCAAGAACAACAUGGAAUAUUUUUGGCAUUAAAAUGCCAUUUUCUUUGUCAACCACAGCAAUACCAGUUCCUGCUAUUGGACUGGUGGUUGAUGGGACAACUCUGAACAUCAUUUUCCAAGGACAACUUCAACACAAGUUUCUUGAACUAACCAAGUAUAGCCGCUCAGUAUUGUGCUGCCGGUGUACUCCCUUACAAAAAAGUAUGGUGGUCAAACUGGUCCGGGGUCAUCUAAAGGUUAUGACACUGGCAGUAGGUGAUGGUGCAAAUGAUGUAAGUAUGAUUCAGGCAGCUGAUGUUGGAAUUGGCAUAUCUGGACAAGAAGGUAUGCAGGUAUGUAUAAUAAAGGACAUGUGGAGUCUUUUUCCAUUUGGCAACUUCUGCAAAAUCAUUUAUCACUGGUGCGCAGUAUUUAUAGCAGAGAAUACUCUGUACAUAACAUAAACGUAAGUUAUCUUGAUAGCUAUCUGGCAUAAUACACUAUCAUCCAAGGUGAAAUGGUCCAUCCCCACAAUCAAUGAAAAUGACUAUAUCAUAUAUGGGGCCUGUGGCCCUCCAGAUAUGUUGGGCUGCAACUCCUAUAAGCCCCACCCAGCAAAGCCAGUACUCACAGACUGGAAGAGCUAUAUGUAUGCCAAAACAACUGGAGAGCCAAUGAUUCCUCACCCCAGCCUAUACACUUGUCUUGAUCAUUUAUUUAAGCCUAUAGCUACUCUCACAUUAAUGUAGACAGCUAGUAACAGUUUUGUGUUUUGUAAAUUAACACAAUCAUUACCUUAUGACAUGCAGAGAAGAGAUGUAGUUACAGCUCAUUAUUAAGACACUGAGUUGAAAUCCAGGCCUCUCUCAAGGCCAACGGUCUACUUGCAGGAUUGCAGCAGAUAAAAUAAAGGUGUCAUCAAGUAUUUCCCUCUAGAAUCUGGGACUUUAGGCCAUCUCUUCCCAAAUUAUUCUUAGUGUCUGAUUGGUAAUAAGAUAAUCUUGUCAUUGACUACACUGUUCUAUUGUACCCAGAAAGAUAAACUUCAA